Messenger RNA from Uranotaenia lowii, 2208 nucleotides. It is a transcript of the gene Ada2b, whose product is annotated as transcriptional adapter 2B. The coding region runs from base 38 to 1510 and encodes 490 amino acids. Gene Ontology annotation, biological process: regulation of transcription by RNA polymerase II; chromatin remodeling. The transcript is spliced from 5 exons. NCBI's taxonomy places the organism in Eukaryota, Metazoa, Arthropoda, Insecta, Diptera, Culicidae. The record is from RefSeq and is a predicted model, not a curated record. Gene Ontology annotation, molecular function: transcription coactivator activity; chromatin binding; zinc ion binding. Gene Ontology annotation, cellular component: SAGA-type complex; nucleus.
UUGACAAAAUCGCACCAGCUUGCGGUGUACAUUCAAGAUGGCGGAACUGUUCGCCAAGUACACCUGUACCAAUUGCCAGGAAGAUAUUCCCGGGAUUCGUGUUCACUGCGCCGUUUGCACCGAUUUCGAGCUAUGUCUAGCGUGUUUUGCGGCCGGUGCUGAGAUCGGUCCCCAUCGCAAUGACCAUUCCUAUCAAUUUAUGGAUUCCGGCAUUCUGUCCAUCUACCGCGGCAAGGGUGGAUGGUCCGCUCGGGAAGAGCUGCACCUGUUGGAUUCGAUCGAGCAGUACGGUUUUGGCAACUGGGAGGACAUCAGCAAACACAUCGAAACUCGCACCCCAGACGAGGCGAAGGAUGAGUACGUUUCGAAAUUUCUCAACGGUACGGUUGGGCGUCACACGUGGACCUCGGGCUACGAUCAGCGACCGCACCUGGUUGAUCACACAUCUGACGAUACCGGGCCACUGAGCCAAUUACUCGUUCAGAAGCUUCCGCCUAUGGAUUGUUCUAACGAAGAGUCGACUGCCCUGGGAUACAUGCCACACCGGGAUGACUUUGAGCGGGAGUAUGACCCUACUGCUGAGCAGCUCGUUUCGUCAUUGUCUCUUUCGCCAGAUGACGAGGAUGUCGACUUGCUGUUGAAAUUGGCUCAAGUCGACAUCUACACCAGAAGACUGAGAGAACGUUGUCGGCGAAAGCGUGUGGUCCGGGACUACCAGUUGGUGUCCAAUUUCUUCCGAGGCAAUGCCAAACGAGCUCAGAUGACUAGGGAUCAACGUGAGUUCCGCGAACGGUUACGAACCUUCUCACAGUUCUACACAUCGUUGGAAUUUGAGCGGCUUAUCGCAUCACUUGAACGUGAACGAGGCCUCCGAAUUCGACUUUCGGAGCUCAAUCGAUACCGCUGGAACGGUCUUCAGCGAAUGGACGAAUGUGUCCACUUUGAACAACAUGCCGCCGCGGCACAGCAUCGUAACACUGGUCCCUACGGACAUGGUCGUACGGACAACCGAAACAAAAGCGGCUCGUACGAGAUAAGCAAGGGACCGUCAGCGUUGUCGAACUCUCACCAGAUGGGAAGAAAAGGGUUCUACUCAAAUUGCAGCACAACCGAAAGCGACGCCCGAAGUUUAAGUUCCAUCGGCCAAAGGCACACGCACCACACCGACGACCGGGUCUUCUCCGACGGCUCAUACAGCAGCAAAAACUUCUCGGAUAGCUUACGGGGAACGGAUCCGUUGAAGCAGAAUCUCCAUCAGCACCACCACCACGGCGCUCACGCGGAUCCACGUCAUCAUCAGCAAAUGCAGCAGCCCGGCGCACAGCUGCUCACAUCAAACGAACUGCAACUGUGCAACUCCCUGCAAAUGCCAAUAACCCGGUACCUUAGCCUCAAGACGGUUCUGCUUGGGCGGCCUUCGUUCGACCAAGGAAUCUCGACCGUUGCAGAGGAUAUGGUCAAAAAGUAUCUAAUCAAGUCCGGGUGGCUGCAGACAAGUCCCCAAAACUAAAGAUCAAGUUGGUGCGCAGGAAGCAGCAGACACUUUAGGUACCCUUUAAUUGUUGUGUGUAGAAAACUAGAUUAUGAUAACUAGCGGCGAUCUCAAAUCGAUAAUUUGCUAAAUUUUCAACUUGAUAAAUAAUGAAAAGGUGUAAUCUGCCUAUUCGGUUUAAGCAAUAAACCGAUAAUUCUUUGAAGCAAAUUGUAACAUCUGCAACGCCGUUGUCUAUAAAACAUCAGAUAUCAAUUCAAUUGAAGAACCUUUUUAUUCAGGCAUCCCGCUUAAAAUCCAAAAAAAAAAAUUAAAAAAUUCAGGCAUCCCGUUAACUGAAUUUUCCUAAGGCAUUUAGUGAUAAAUGAUUAGUAACACUAAUAAACUGAUAUCAUUCUUAUCAGCCAUUCUCGUUUUAGAGCCCUUGGAACGUCGUUGAAUGUUGUAGGUACCGUUAGGUUAUAAAUAUCUUCUUGGGCUACAACAAUUUGAGAAGAGUAAAUCGCGGUAAAAAUGGCACAACAAUAAAAUCGUGCAGACUACACAAAUUUAGAGCAGUUGUCAUACGUUGGCGAUCAUUCAAAAAUUCUCCUCUGUGUUUAAUCGGUUUAUUAGUGUUAGCAGUAUGUUCACAAAUGAGUAGUUUGUAAAUAGUUAAUUCAAUAAAUUAUCAGUAAAUUUUACCGUAAUAAAUAAAUACAGAUCAUCAAAAUAAA